Salvelinus fontinalis (brook trout) is the source of this 4939-nucleotide messenger RNA. RefSeq names its product PDZ domain-containing protein 7-like. Gene Ontology annotation, molecular function: protein binding. The transcript is spliced from 15 exons. The record is from RefSeq and is a predicted model, not a curated record. Gene Ontology annotation, biological process: sensory perception of sound; auditory receptor cell stereocilium organization. The coding region runs from base 32 to 3160 and encodes 1042 amino acids. Gene Ontology annotation, cellular component: stereocilium tip; plasma membrane; stereocilia ankle link complex. Lineage: Eukaryota; Metazoa; Chordata; Actinopteri; Salmoniformes; Salmonidae.
UGAGUGUGGGAGGGGGAGUAGGCCUCUCGCCAUGGCUCACUCCUCUGACUACCACAACCAUAGGGAAAUGACCAACGGGCGAGGACAUCCUCUCCCCCACCCUCACAAUGGUGGAGGCUACCCUCACCCCCACAAUCACAAUGGGGGAGACCACCCUCACUCUCACCCCCACAAUGGGAGAGGCCACCCUCACUCCCACAAUGGGGGCCAUGGGGGCCAGGCUGGGGGGUCCCACUCGACAAACCGCUACAUGCAGAAGAAGCAUCACCGCCACAGGGGAGGCAGGUCCUCACCCAUGGGCAGAGUCAUCCUCAUCAACUCUCCUGUCGAUGGUGGGGAUGACUGUGAAGACCUCCACACAGUGACAGUAGAUAAGAGUGCAGACGGCCGACUGGGAUUCAGUGUUAGAGGUGGUUCAGAACACGGACUCAGCAUCUUCGUCAGUAAGAUAGAGGAUGACAGCUCUGCAGAGCAGGCAGGUCUCUGUGUAGGGGACAAGCUGGUGGAGGUGAAUGGUAUCAGCCUGGAAAGCAUCACUAUGAGCAGUGCUGUGAAGGUCCUGACGGGGAACAACAGGCUGAGGAUGGUGGUGAGACGUGUGGGGAAAGUCCCUGGUAUACGCUACUCCAAGGAGAAGACUACAUGGGUGGAUCUGAUCCAGAGGCGUAUGGUAGUAGAGGAGAGUGGCCGUACUCCUUCAGAUGCCAGUUCAGACAGUGUUCUCCGUAGGAUGGUUCACCUCUACACAACCUCAGACGACUACUGCCUGGGAUUCAACAUCAGAGGGGGCAAGGAGUUCGGACUGGGCAUCUACGUCUCUAAGUUGGACCCUGGGGGUCUGGCAGAGCAGCAUGGCAUCAAGAUGGGCGACCAGAUCCUGGCGGCCAAUGGGGUGAGCUUUGAUGGCAUCACCCAUAGCAAUGCCGUGGAAGUUCUGAAGAGCCACACCCACAUCAUGCUGACCAUCAGGGAGGCAGGAAGAUACCCUGCAUACAAAGAGAUGGUGGCUGAAUACAGCUGGCUCAGCAAAAUGGCCAAUGGAGGGCCUACGUCCUCCUCCCAGGGAUCUGACUCUUACUCCUCGGCCUCCUCCCUGUCUUCCACCCCCCUCAGCUCCCUUAGUGGUCUCUCCCAGGUCCUCUUCCCCCCCGCCUUUGGCUCCGACAUGGUGGACGUCUGCAUCUCCACUGAGGACCGCUCUCGCCGCACCAGCAGCUCCGAACGCACCGCAGAGACCGCCAUGCAGACUGACCUACACCCCCCCUUGGACUCUAACGCACCCCACUUGCCUCAUGGAAGGCUGGUUGCCAUGGAAACAAGCCGGACGCUAGGCGCCACUGUGAUUUUGAAGGACACACCAAUUCGGGGGAAAGGAGAGGGUCCUGUGGAAAGGGGAGGGGCUGGAGAUAGGGGAAGGGGCAAAGGGGGUUUGUUGUCACCAGGGGAACAGGACGUGGCGCAGGACUCCCCGAAAACGGCGGUGCUUAUGGCCUUGAGCAGACCGAGAAAGCCCAUCAGACGAUCCCAGAGCCAUAUCACAGUUACAGAGGACAAGCAGAAGAAGAAGAAGCAGGGAAAGGAGAAGAGUGCAGGAGAGAGAGAGGGCAGCAAGACCCUGCAGCGCUCCAAGACCUUCGUCAGCCUCCUUUUCAAGAGAGAUGCACGGAGAGAGAUGUCCAGGAACAGAAGAGAGAGAGACACAUCACGGGACAGUAGAGAGACAGGGACAGGGGACUCCCACAGGGGUCGAUUUAAAUCACCCUCCCACCAUGCUGACAAAGAUAAAGAGAGGGGUCGUCCGUUCCAGCUGCUGACCGCUCCAAGGGAGACCCGUGCUGGGGUGAAGGACAGCAGCCCCCUGCUUCACCCUGAGACCCUGGGACAAGUGGAGAACAUGGCCAGGAAACUGCUCAGUCAGGAUGAAGUCACUGCAGUCAUGAGACACUGUAAGCGGUUUAUGUUGGCGUGUGUGGUGGAGGAUCUAGUACACCCUCUACUGGCCAUACUGGACCGACCUGAGAAACUACUACUGAUACGAGAGAUCAGGAUGCUGAUCCCUCCUACAGAGAUGGGCCGUUUUGACAGUAUUGUCAUGCCCUUUGAACUGGAGGCCUACGACAUACUGAAGAGCCGCUCAUUGAGGUCUCCUGUCCUGCGCUCUCCUCGCAGUGGAACCCCUCGACGACACCUCAUCACCCCCAUACCAGACUACCAUGGUGGUUUCCAGCUUCAGCCAGCCAAGGACUUGGGGAGAGACCGUCAGCUGAUGGAAGACCUAGAGAGACUACGUGUGUCUGGCCUCCAGGAUGGUCUCCUGCCCCCUUCCCGUGCUUUCACCCCCCUCUUGGAUGUCCCCGUGGACAGCUACACCCACCACACCCCACGCUCACGCUCUCCGAGUCCCUCACCCCCCAACUGGCUCCUCACAGAAUCCUCACACACUACCAGACGCCAACCCCAAACCAACCACUCUCCCCAUAGGCGAGACAAUGGUUUGUCCUGGCCCCGGCACUAUGAUGAGACCUCAUUGCUGUCGGAAGAUACCACUCCUGAGCGGGGGCGGUUGCCGGUGAGGAACGAACAUAAUGGAAGGGUCAGGAGGGACCAAUGGGAGGGCGGCUCUGAGAGGAAGGGAGGGAUGGCCGAGGGGUAUAUGGAGGUGAGAGUACACUUACCCCCCAGGAACAUUCAACCCACCCUGGCUCAGGUGCUUGAGCCCCCCCCAAAGGACCGAAGCCCCUCGACAGGGAGGGAGAGGGGGGGACAAGGGCAGAGAGGGAAGGUGAAGCAAGUGAACAGACUUUCGCCGGGACGGUCGCAGAAUGGUCACCAUGGAAACGCAACACCUGUAGCCAUUCAGGAGUAUGAGAUCACCACGGUGACCAUCUCCAAAACUAAACAGUCUCUGGGUAUCAGUAUCUCAGGUGGGAUGGAGUCCAAGGUGCAGCCUGUGAUCAAGAUAGAGAAGAUCUUUCCAGGAGGAGCUGCCUCUACCAGUGAUGUUCUGAAGGCUGGGUAUGAGCUGGUGUCGGUGGACGGUGAGUCUCUGCAGCGUGUGACCCAUCUUCAUGCAGUGGACGUAAUUCGCCGGGCAUUCAGCAACAAGGCCAAAGACUCCAUGGUGUUCAUCGUCAAGGUCCCCAAGAGCCCUGCUGACUAGCCCACUGUCAGGCUUACACAAAUACUACAACCUCAGUACUACAGGCCUGUCAAAAAGGAUGCUCCGAGGUGCAGUUCACCAACCCACUUUGUCUGGAAAUGGAAAUGAAUGAAAUGCUGGUGUUCAAACCAGAACGUUGUCAGAUCUGACAUCAAGUAAGUGGAUUUACAGAAGAUGAGAAUUCGUCUGAUGCAGAUGGUUCGGAAUGGAAGGGAAUGGUCUACUCACAGAGGAGAGGAAGGUACCUCUUACACUGACCAAUACGCCUGCUUCUCCUCUAGGGGAAAGGGACAAUGAUUCCAUAGAAAACAGGAAAUACUGCUAAAACAAAAAUUGGUAACGUGACAUGUUAUGUUGUAACUGCAGUCGACAUGUGGGUCUACUGUGCCUACUUUGAGUAUAAUAAUGUGAUAAAUAAUAUUUAUCAAAGAUAGACUGGAUUAUAUGUAUCCCUUUUGUUAUAUUAACUUAUAUUGUUAGCUGGAGUUGUUAGGAGUCAGCAGCUAUAGCAAUCAUAUUAAUAUAAUGUACUGUAGGUAACUUCAAGGGAAGGAAACUUUAUUUUGUGGAAGCAGAGAAAAAAAACAUGCAGGCACGCAGACUCACUCACUCACUCACUCACCAACCCACACUCUCACCACUCGCACGCAUAACCCCCCCUAUACACACAGUUCCAGGGACCAUUUCAGUCCACCGGGGUCCUGUCAGAGAGAGAGAGAGAGAGAUUACUGUGUCCAACGUCAUGAGAUUUAUAGUCCAGAUUAAGCCUCUGUAUUAUAGUUGUGGUUUAGUGGAUGUCUAGGGGAUCAGUACAAAUUGCAGCUCUGUUUAAAACUGUAUUUCUGGCAAACAGAGUUCAUGUUUCUGGAGCAGGAUGCCACUUUAGAUGCUUGAUUACAUAGGCUUGUGGACUGAGCCUGAACAGACAUGUGGAGGAGAUGGAGGAAAACCUAAAUGAUGUACAGGAUGUGAGGACCAGUGGCUUAAACUAAGGCUGGAGGGAGAGCAGUUGGGAGAGAGGCAGAGGGGCUAGGGCUGGGGUGAAGAGAGAAAGGGUGGGAGAGAGGGACUCUCUGGGCCAGGGAAAGAAGGGCUGGCACGACAGGAGGAUGGUGGCACCUUCAUUGGGGAGGACGGGUUGGUGGUAAUGACUGGAGCGGAAUAGGUGAAAUGGUAUGAAAUACAUGGUUUCCAUGCGUUUCAUGCCAUUCCAUUGGCUCUGUUCCAGACAAUAUGAGUCGUCCUCCCCUCACCAGCCUGGCACAGGAACAGAGGGGCAGGGAAAGAGGGGGUAAGACUGGGAAAGAUAGGCUAGGGCUGGGAGAGAGUGGGAGAGAGGGGCUGCAUGGGUCUGGGAAGGGUUGAUGAAGGGUGGAUGUUAGGUCAAGGGUUAAUAUUAGGUUAGGUUUAGGUCCCUAACUCCCUGGAAUCACCAGAGUGUACAGUGCACCACGCAUAGUUCCUUACCUUUAUGAGCGGCAGAGGGCUUGAGAGGUGCUUACAUAUUACUUACUGUAGGGCUAGAACGUCUGGCUGGUGACAAAUGCUGCGGUAAAGCUCAAUGGCAGUAUGGUCGGAUAAGCUUCUGUUAUUUAUAUAUAUGUUUAUGUGUAUAUAUAUGUGUGUAUAUAUAUAUAUAUGUAUAUCUGUGUGUGUGUGUGUGUGUGUGUAAUUAAGCAUAAUAUACAUGUAAUAAACAUAUAAUAAGGUACAUUCAAAAUGUUUUCAGAGCUAUUGUAUUAAUUUAUCACAAUAAAUGUUUGUUUUAUUGACACCGUC